This is a messenger RNA of Petromyzon marinus (sea lamprey), 2922 nucleotides long. The record is from RefSeq and is a predicted model, not a curated record. Lineage: Eukaryota; Metazoa; Chordata; Hyperoartia; Petromyzontiformes; Petromyzontidae.
AUGAGAAAGCAGAUCUACUUUGACAACAGAGCUUUCAAAGAGUGCCACGCGGUGCUGCCUCCACAAGUCUUCUUCGACAACUGCGUGUUCGACCUGUGUGCCACGGGCGGCAACCCCCUGUCGCUGUGCCAGGCCCUGCAGGCCUACGCCGACCAGUGUGCCCAAGCUGGGGUCAUCGUCACGUGGAGGAACAACACCUUCUGCCCACUCACUUGCAAACCGGGCAGCCACUAUGAGAGCUGUGCACCACCCUGUCCAGCCACCUGCAGCAACACAAGUCUCCCGGGUGGCUGCAACCAUCUUUGUGGGGAGGGCUGUGUCUGUGACGACGGCUUCGUCCUCUCUGGGGACAAGUGCGUCCCGGCGGAGCAGUGCGGUUGCCUGGAUAACAACGGAAACUACCACCCGCUCGGGGAGAACUGGUUUGAAUCGGAGACCUGCGACCGGCGCUGCACAUGCGUGAUGCCCGGAUACGCGAGUUGCGAUGCCUGGCACUGUGGAAGGCAAGAGGUCUGCACUGUGGAUGAUGGCAUUCUGGGCUGCCACAGCAAGGGUUAUGCCACGUGCCACGUUGCCGGAGAUCCCCACUACUUCACCUUUGACUUGAUAAUGAUCAGCUACAUGGGCACAUGCACGUACACGCUGGUGGACGUGUGCACCGACACCAACGUGACGCCCUUCACCAUCACUGCAAAGAACGAGGAGCACGGGCAGGCUUCCGGCUCCUACCUCAAGCACGUGAUCGUCGACAUCGCGGGCCACCGCGUCACCCUGCAGAAGCGCCACCGCGUGCUGGUCGACGAUAAGCGAGUUAAGACCCCCAUCGAAGAUUUGGUCCCAGGGGUUAAGAUCGGCAUAAGCGGAAGCUACGUUCUCCUGGAGACUGAUUUUGGCGUCACAGUCAAAUUUGAUGGAAAACAUCACCUUGAGAUCAACACUCCAAGUACUUACUUUAACAAGGUCAGUUUGGUUCGGAGACUCAGCACCUACAUUGCAACAGAAAAUAUCAGAGGCACACUCGAAGGAAUGUUUUAAAUAACAUUCACUACUCCUAUACCCAGGGCCUGUAUCACACAGUGGCAGUGGCAGAGAGAACCACGGCAAGGGUAGUGGACCUGAGAGGUGAUAAUCUUCCUACAUUGAAUCAUGGGGUUGGAAGAGAAAAUGGAUUACUGAGCAAAGCUGUGUGAGGAAAGAAGGAAGAGCAUGAAUGUUCCAUCCUAAAACGAGGUGGCAGCAUCAUCAUCAUCAGAUGCGAUCGGUUCACUGAUGAAUGAAGGCUCUCCUAAGCUGGCACCAUCUUUCAUGAUCCAUAAUUUGAAAAUCCCCACAAAGUACCUGCACAAUAACUUAUUUCAUUGCUCCAUCUUCAUGGUGGAUACCCUCUCAGGAAACAGCAGCAUGUGUUUGAAUGGAUUCAUGGUUAACAAUGUCCUAUACAGACAGGUAUAUUGUUAAAUCUCUUUACACUGUCACUUAAAAUCCGUUUAAAUGUUUUUUCCUGUCGCUAAUACCAUAGUUUUAUUAUGACCACACGCAUGCAUUUGUAGUGCAAAUAUUUCUACCCCUGUGAUUCGGGGGUAGAAAUACUCACGGGAUCCCAGAUUACAGUUAAAAUGACGUUAUGAAGGAAAGGAAAGAGAAGACGGGGCGAGAGAGACAGAGAGGGAACGCCCAGGCAGAGAGUGGGGACGUCACUGGAUGAAGUGGGGCCAUCGAGGUGCUUCCUGGAGGGAUUUGGAGUGGAGUGGACGUGCGCGGCUUGAGCUGGCACAUAAAAUAAAGAAGUGUGUGUCAUCCUUAUCUUCAUCUGGUGGACUCAUUACAACUGGUGGCAGCGGUGGAAUCCCGAAGAUGCCUCGACGCGGUAAUGGAAAAUGACCCCGACCAAGACCCCAGCGAGGAGGGAGAAGAACGUGCCUCCACUCCCAAUGCCCCAGACAGCUGUGAUCCAGAGACAGCACAGUCUACAGACAGGAUGGCGAAAAGCGAGGAGUAACUCGUCUGAGAAGCCUCGACCCCGCGAGAGAAGGAGGCCCUGGGCGGACCGAGUCCAUCAAUUCAAAGAGGCAGUAAUGCUACUCCUGCAAUGGUUACGGGAAGACAAGAUGGCAACUAGCCCAGCGACUGCGCCGUCCACGAGCCCAUGAGGGGCCCCUGUCGUCCUGGUAAAGAAACCAGCCGGUUCAGUGCGGCUUUGCAUCGACUUCCAUAGACUGAAUCAGGUCACAAUGGUGGAUGCUUAUCUGCUCCCGCGGAUUGACGAUUCCUUGGACGCCUUAGUGGGCACCAAAUACUUUUCUACAUUGGACCUAUAAUCUGGGUUUUGGCAGCUACCGCUAGAUGAGGAUUCAAAAAACAAGACUGCCUUUGGAACACUGCAGGCGUUAUUUCAUGUUAACUGUCUCCCCAUGGGAUUACAAAUGGCCCCAGCCACAUUCUCAUGGAACUAGUACUAACGGGUCUCCAAUGGGACAUUUGCCUGAUGUAUUUGGAUGACUUAAUUUGGUUCAGACGCUCUUUCCAAGAACGCUUACACCGGCUGAGGCUGUAUUUCUCACGUAUCAGCGGAGCACAAUUGAAACUCAAGCCUUCUAAAUGCCAUUUCAAACAGCCUUCCGUCAGAUACCUGGGGCACAUAGUGCAAUAGGGGUGGCAACUGCUCCCAAGAAGACACGGUGUAUUAGAGAAUGGCCAACCCCUGGAUCCGUAGCAGAUGUCAGAAGCUUUAUAGGCUUUGUACAGGAUUUUGCGGCCAUUUAAAAAAAACCCUACACACACAGCUAAGGGGCAGAGGUUCCAAUAGGGUAAAGAAGAGAACAGAGCUUUGAAAAAUCUGCGGACGCUCCUCACGGGGGCGCCACCAUUAGCUUACCCAAAUUAUUCAUUGCCCUUCACGCUAUAUAUGGAUGCAAGCGAUGU